Molecule: messenger RNA, 1236 nt
Organism: Macrosiphum euphorbiae (potato aphid)
Lineage: Eukaryota; Metazoa; Arthropoda; Insecta; Hemiptera; Aphididae
Source: the annotation of a GenBank genome assembly
AUGUCAGCUAGAACGUUAGAUAACAAUUACAAACUCAUCGUCAAGAAGAGGGAUUAUCUGUCUGCGGAAAAUGUGUCUCGCUUAAACUCAGAUCAAACUAAAGUUCAAUUAGACCUAUUACAACCAGCGUUUGACUUUUACAAUAAAAAGUUUGAGGAGUUGAUGUUGACUGUUGAAGAUGAAAAGAUUGAUACUUACAUAGAAGGAUUGGAAGAAGUAAGUGACAUUUAUGCACAUACUAAAGCAAUUUUAUUAUCACGUAUACACAAAUCAGAAGAACCAAAACCAAUACCACAUGAAAGUAAUGUACAUCAAUUGAUAAAACUUCCACCCAUUAAUCUACCUAUACAUUUGAUGGCAAAUAUUGAUGAUGUGCAUAGAAUGUAUUAUUUGAAGUCCAGUUUACAAAGACAAGCAGCCGAAGUCAUUGGAAUCUUAUCUGUAACUGCUUUAAACUAUAAGGAAGCGUGGUCGCUGCUAGUUGACAGGUAUGAUAAUAAACGACUCAUAGUUCAAAAACAUUUGCACUAUUUACUAUCACAACCCGUCAUAAAUAGUGAAUCAGCAAACGCUUUAAGAAAUCUGUUGGACGUUACUAGAAAACAUUUAUCAGCUCUUAAGGUAUUAGAACUUCCAGUAAAUCAUUGGGAUGCGAUUUUAGUGCAUAUUGUAGCUAAUAGAUUACCAAAUAACAUGCGGCAAACCUGGGAGGUAGAAGGUCAUCAGGGAAAGAAAUCAUGUCCGGUAUGUAGUCAAAGCUACCAUUCAAUAUAUCAGUGUCCAACAUUCAUGCAAGCUACACCUAAAGACCGUAAAACACUAGACAUAAAGGCAAGACUGUGUUUUAAUUGUCUAUGGAACUCUCAUCAUACAAAUAAAUGUUCAAGCAGCAAGGUAUGUAAAAUAUGUACAUUAAAACAUCAUACUCUUCUUCAUAUAACAUCAUAUCAUACAUCACAUCUCACUAGUGAUAAAACAUUGGUUUCUAAUAAGGCAUCUGACGAGCAAGAUGUUCAAGCUGUCUCGGCAGAAGUGGCUAACAACGUUGUGGUUCAUCAUGGCACUACUCAAUCAACAAUUACAUCUACAACUUUAUUAGCAACAGCCUUAAUACAUACAUGGUUGGCCAGAACACUGAAUUGGGAUGAAUUAUUGGUGGCGGUUAUGAACUACCGCUUAAGGAAACCACUACUGAAAACAUCACCUGUCACACUACAGCAGUUCUAUCUACUUUAG